This is a messenger RNA of Amyelois transitella, 1400 nucleotides long. Its product is annotated as azurocidin. Gene Ontology annotation, biological process: proteolysis. NCBI's taxonomy places the organism in Eukaryota, Metazoa, Arthropoda, Insecta, Lepidoptera, Pyralidae. Gene Ontology annotation, molecular function: serine-type endopeptidase activity. The transcript has 5 exons. The record is from RefSeq and is a predicted model, not a curated record. Bases 199 to 882 code for a protein of 227 amino acids.
CAAGUGUUUAGCGUUUGUUUAUUUUGUUAUAACCGUUAUAUAAGACACUCUAAGCCCGCCACGUCUUCGCCUGUAGAAUAUACCUACGUCCUACAUAGCCUAAAACACGCGCAUAUAAUGUACCCUUUUAACAGUGAGAGAAUUUCAUGAUCCGUUCAGUUGCUCUUAAUAAUUCCGUAUAGUUUCCGUCACUUAAAAAUGAGAGCCCUUUAUUUCGCGUCGAACCCCUCAGAAGAGCCGCCUAUCCCGUUCAUAGCGUUCCUCACGUCCCCGGGGGGCGGCGUCGUGUGCAGUGCCGCCAUCGUGCAUGAGAGCUUCGUGCUGACCGCAGCUACCUGCUUCGUUGGUAAUACAGGCGAAAUGAUCUCUUUCCAGCACAAGAUCCUAGUGGAUAACAGCUACCGCGCGAUCAGCCAACUCCUGCCUCACCCGUCAUACCGCCUCCUGACUAACUACUACGACGCUGGUCUUAUCAGACUGAAAGACAAGAUAAUAUUCAGUCCGGCAGUGGGCAGAGUGGAGCUGGCCAGGACUGAGAUGAUGGAGGUCGGAGAUGAGAUGAAGACCGCUUGUUGGAUGAUGGAUAACGAAAGGAGCUGGCUCCAGGCCGCGCCGGCGUACAUCGUGAUGAAGUCCCUGUGCGGGAGCACCCCGCUUGUAGGCUUGUUCACAGCACCCGUCGUUGUUUGCGCCAGCGCCCGUGACGAAUGUUUUGUGGACAUUGGAAGCCCGCUGUACGAGAGUAAUCUGUUGUACGGCAUAGCGACGAGACGCAGGAACAACAAAAGUUUGUUCACUAAGGUCAAUAACAUUCGAGGCUGGAUUGUCAAUGUUCUGUAUCAGGGUCACAUGAAGGAUUACUUUGAGGACAAGUUUUCUUAGGAACGAGGAGGAUUUUAGGACGAUUUAUAUGGUUUUAUGCUAGGCCGGGAUUCGAUCUCCGGUCAGGUCAAGAUGGAGGAUUGACUUUUUAGAUUGCUGUCAGUCAAGUUUAAUAACGUAUGUCAAAAAAUUCGUUUGCACGUUACAAACAAUUUCAAUUUUAAUUUCAUCUACAUACCUAUACAGAUUAAAGACUGUCUUUCCGUUCGAGGUCAAACAUGAAUACCUUCAUAGAAAUUCGGGAAAAAAGACAUCGAAGGCCCGGAGAGAUGAUAAUUUUAUAUAAUUUGAUUCAUGAAAAAAAAGCAUUUUUGUGGGCAACAGCAGAUAUAAGAAUAAUAAUUUUACUUAAAAUAUGUGUUAAUACAUGGCCGUAGAAAGCAGUUAAUGUGAAUAGCAGCAAUUUUGACACAAUGUGAACUCCUUGUUAAAAUAUUUUUAUAUUUUUUUAUAGGCGGUUUUAAUAGCGACAGUUAAUUAUAAUGACGUAAAGGUGCAGAAAAUAAAUCAUCAAAUUA